Messenger RNA from Coniophora puteana RWD-64-598 SS2, 1205 nucleotides. RefSeq lists its product as uncharacterized. Lineage: Eukaryota; Fungi; Basidiomycota; Agaricomycetes; Boletales; Coniophoraceae. The record is from RefSeq and is a predicted model, not a curated record. Bases 31 to 1128 code for a protein of 365 amino acids. The transcript has a single exon.
GUCACCGUCACCGCGUCUACUCGCCACGCCAUGUCCAUGCCCCCAUCAUUCCCAUUCACCAAGCUCACCACCGAGCUCGCGCUCGAAAUCUUCCGCACAGCCGCAACACCAGACUUUGCUCUUACCACCCGACGCAGCCCGUACGCCGACGCGCUCGUGCUCUGCCGCGUCUCCCGCGCACUGCGGCACGAGGUGCUCCCCGUGCUGCUGCACACCGUCAUCCUGCGCACCUCGCGCGCCCUGCACGCGUUCAUGCGCGCCUUGCGCAUGCAGCGCUUCGUCUUCGCUGCCCGCGCGCCACACUUGCACGUAGAAUAUGCAGCACUCGUGCGCAGGCUGUAUGUCGCGGAGGCGUGGGAGGCACCACCAGCUGCCCCAGAGGCUGCUCCGCCCAUGCAUACUGGCAGCAGCAGCGGCGGGGGUGAUUUUGGCAGGCAGUCGUUCUCGAUACCGCCGCCUCCGGCGCAGGUGGACGUAGAGUCGCUUCUGGAAGAGCCGACGCUCGACUACGAGCUGCUCGGGCCUGUCGUUCUCGGCGUGAGCGAUCUCGCGCUCUCGUGGGGCGCUAUUCACGUAUUGUACCAUUCUCUCUCCGAGGCUACGCUUCAUGCGUGGUCGGGCGUCAACCGCACUAGGGCACUUACGCUCGCGGGGAGCUUCACGCGGUGGCGCCCGUUGACGAGCACCGCGGAGGGGUGUGCGUUCCUCGGCGGGCUCGAGCGGCUUGCGCUGCGCGGCUCGGUCAGGAUCGAGGCUGACGAGGGGCUUGGGCCCAGGUUUACGAAGAUGAUGGUGCAGCAUGAGCUCGUGGGCGGUCUGGGCAGUGUUCCGUGGGACGCGCUGCCGCUGCUGAGACGGCUGAGCGUCGCGAGCGUGGAUGGGAGCACGUACGACCAGCCCAGGUACCGAUGUGGAGAUGAUGGCGUCGCCGAUGCUGGUUCUGCUGAAGCGUACGAAUGGUGUUUUGAAGAGACGGCAGGUGGGGUUGAGCAGAUGGGAAGCAAGAAAUGGGCGAGGCAUGAGAGCGGGUUCAGCGCAAGGGUGCGGAUGGAGCUGGGAUCGGACUAUUCGAGCAAUCUAGUGCCUGUCGUGGACUGGCCGACGCUGUGGGCCUGCGGGGAGUCGUGAUCUUGGUGUUGAGAGCGUAGCAUUGGAAGGGCGUAUAAUAUUCAUCGAUGGACAUUAGAGCAGUAUGAUCUAAUAAA